GAGAAGCAGGCUUCCUGCUGAGCAGGGAGCCCAAUGCGGGGCUCGAUCCCAGACCCAGGGAUCAUGACCUGAGCCGAAGGCAGACACUUAACGACUGAGCCACCCAGGCGCCCCAAGUUUAAUAUAAUUCUUGUAGCUUAUGUGAAGUGUGUUCUUCAUUUGAUAGAUUCACAAAAAUGUUUCUUAUUUCCUAUUUUUAGAGUCUGAACCCUGAGUCUCCUUCUACCAUUGAUGUUAUUGAGAAUUGGUCAGUUAUGACUACUGUUUCAGUAAGAGUGAGCACAUCCUCUUUUUCCCCCUGAGUCAAUGGCCCUUCUUGAAUUUGAACCCUGCCUUUAAAGACCUGAGCUUUUUGUGUAUCAGCCAGGGCAAUAGACCUGUUCUGGUCAAUGAGUAUCCUGUCCAACGGCUAACAUGGUGGUAGCUUCCCUUGUUUCUUCUAGGCUUCUCUCAUAGAUCUCAAGAAAUAUGAGUGGGAGAAGAGGUGUUUUGCUAAACAGGGUGAGAAUGCUUAUGGUGGAAUAGUGCCUCCCCCAAACCUCUGAUUCUCUCAGGCUGAUUAUGAGUAUAUUCUUCUUUGCUUUGGAUCUGAGAAAUGACUGCAGUAGUAGUGAUCUAUUCAGCUUAGGAAUGAGAAAUUCCAAAUCAACGUUUUUGUUCCUUUGGAAAAGACAAAUUGCUCAAGAAGUUAGUGAUAAAACAAAUCUGGUGCUUUAAUAUUUAUUUUAGCUAAGUAUAUUUUUUAUUAUUGUCAAUUAAGAGUGUGUUGCAUUUCAUGCUUUGUGGGUUUUUUGCCUGAAGUCCUAUAAAUGUAAUACCUAAAUAAUUCCCCCAACUUUUCUAUUCUGCUUCUUACUUUCCACCCACUUACUUUGGUAGAGGAGCCCUUUUGCUAAAUUCUUCCCUCAAGAAGGACCUUAAGACUGGGAAAAUCAUAGAAUUUAUCAGACUAAUAAAAUGGGGUUUUUAAUAAUUAUUCUGGGACAAGAGACAUCAAUUGGCACUGUCCAGGAACUUACUGAACCCCCCUCCUAGAGAACAAUGCACAAUAAGAUCCUUGUAGUUGAUAACACAUUAUAAAUUUACCUCUCAGUGAGCUAUUUGAAUUUUAAUAGAGCUCAAAGCUUUAAGUUAAAGAAAACAUUCUAAUGGCAGAUUUUCAGGUAUCAGUUACUAGGUAAGGAAACUAUUAGAAUCAGAGUCAGAGAAUGAAAGCCUUAAAAUUAUAGUUCAGUGAAUUCUCUGCCUAAAUUUAAGGCUGGCUUUAUCAACUACCUUAGUAGUUAUCUCAAUGCUUAAAUAUCAUCAAAAUAAGAAAAUAAGUUACACUAGUAUCAAUAAUAAGAUGAAUAAAUUAUAAGUAUAGCUAUAUUUUUGCCUUUUUGGGUGGGGAGAAUCUACAAAAAAAUAGUACUCAUUUUGUUGGUAAAAACAUUUGUUAAUUUAAUAAAGUGUAUAUAGUAUCUUUAGUGGUUGGACCUUCCUUCCAAAAUGACAAACAUAAAAUUUAUGUGUUUGGUGUAUUUUAUGUGUCCAGUAGCUACUUUUGUUUCGUUAUCCUAUAUUUUUGUCUUGAGAUUGCUUCUUGUAUUUCAGCAUUUAAGAAGGAGAUGGCAGUGUUGAGCCUCAGCUCAGACUUGACACUGUUUGAAAUAGCUUCAGAUUUUUCAUAAAGAAGUAUUACUUUAGCUAAAUGCAGUUUCAUCUCUUGGGAUUUUAUUUUCUACCCUCACUCCCUUUGUAAUCCCAUACGGAGAAUGAAAGAGUGCACUGAUAUAUGUUAUAUUAGAUCUGUCAUUACAAAGAUACGAUUAAAUCACUUACACUCAUGUCUGCACAUCUAAGAAUGCCGAUUCAGGGGACCCAUAGAAAUAACCCUCUCAAAUAAAAUGAGGACCAGCUCUAAAAUGCAAAAGUGUGUUUACGAUAUGCCUGUUUUCCUAAGGCUUUGGCAGGAAGAAUUAACCUGACGUUUCCAGAACACAAAACACCUUACUGAGCCACGUCUUAUGAUAUAUAAGCUGCUCUCUGGGAAUACAUUUUUUAUCAUUUCUUUUUUUCGGGCAGUAGGCUACUGCUAAGAAAAUGACUUUUUCUAGGGCUGAUGCCCUGAAAAAAAGUUUAGGUGAUCAGAGGAAUUGUUUACUUAGUCUCCAUUCACAUCCACUGUUUUGCCUGCAUUCCAAGUUUCAAAAGGAUGAUUCAUAAACCUUUUAGGACUAUGUUGAAAAACAAAAUAAGUAACGGUGCACUUUGUCAAUAUCAAAAGCAAUUUAACAGUACAUUUUUUAGGUUAUAAACCAUGAGAAAGAUAGAAUGCUACCACGUAAAGUUGUAGUAAGUUGUUUUUAAAAGUAUAAGCCAAGAUUAGCAAACUAGCUGCCAUGUCAAAGGAUCUGAAAUAGCAGUUGGAAUGGCACCCAAUACUACAAGUUAUAUUUUGAAAAGCCAUCCUGCCAUGCUUAAAAUAUGUAAAAGCAAUAUCUUAACAUGUGAGAUUUUGUGGUUUUCUUUGAAAUCUGGGCAAUUAAAUCACAUGCAAAAAGAUGUGUAAUUGUUUAGUUUGAUUAUCAUUGAUAGUGGGAUUUUCUUUUGUACCUUAAUUUUUAUAUGUUUAAAAUUAUUGUUGAAAUGUUAUGUGAAGAAUAAUUUAUGGAUUUAACUAAGCCAGCAAGCCAAUUUGGUUUCCAUUAUAAGUGAAGGACCCAACAACAACAUCUUCAUUUCAUAUUGUUCCGAUAAAUUUAAUGACAUUAUUUUUUUUUGAACUAAAAGGAAAUUUCUUCUCAGCUGGAUUCUUUCACUGUAGGUUUUAAUCGCAAACUUUGAAAAUGAGAACAUAGCUAUUAUUUUUUAUUAAAAGGAUAUGUUCUGGUUAGUUUGGAAAGGUUUGAGGAGUAAGGGCUUCCAAUAGCAUGUCUAAGGACUUAAAAUGCAAUGCUGAAGUUAGAGAAUGUAACAUAACGCCUUUAGUACCAGCGCAUCUUAUGUGUUGUUGGAUGCAUGCGUGGCGAAUGUGUAGGCAUGGUGAGGCAGUUCUUACUACUUUCAAAACUCCAACUAAGAGCAGGCUGCUUAAAGUUUAGCUACGCUGGGUAGGACACAGGCCCAUACAUUCAGUACUAGGCUCACCCUAUGAGGUGGGUAGAAGUGAGAGGUUGUAUGUUAUCUGCCAUGAUUCUUGAAACACAGAGUCUUAUUCAUAACAUGUGCUCACCUAAUGUUUGCUGGCUGAUUGAAGUUCUAUGACUCUCCCUGUUCAACAAUUUUAACAUUUUUUUUUUUUUAGCAGCUCAUCCUUUAAAAGUCUUUUUGAACUUUCUUAUCCUUUGUGUUAGAGUAGGAUUGUUCUUCUGGACAACUUCUAGUUUACAUAAAUAAAUCCAUAAUGUAAAUUUCUUUAAAAUAUAUUUUUAUUACAUGUAUUUUUUAAUUUUAAUUCUUAAUGUACUUUUUAAGUAGAAGAAACACUUGAAAUCUUUAAAUAUUUUAGUUAAAGUGCUGAAUAAUUACAAUUCAGUACCUGAAGCAUUCAUUGGCUUUUAGCUCAAUUAGAAUGUGCUUUAGACUUGCUAGAUAUGAAAUAUUACACCAGUAUAGAGUGAAGGAAUUCAUUAGAUUCGAAGUUUCAGUCAUGCUUUUGUUGUCUCACCAGUAUUCUAACCUGCUAAACGUCUUUGAGGCUGAGUGCUCUGAUCGGCAGAAUCUCCUUACUCUUUGCUCAGCAGCUUGAAUAGGCACAAUAUCAAAGUCAUACGCUCUCCUAACCCUAGAUGGGUUUCUAAGGAGGCGCACCUUACGUUAGGAAAAUGCUGUGUGCUUGAAUUACUGGUGUUUCUACAUAAAGUAAAUAAGUCCUGAAGAGAGCCUUUGAGUAUUUUGGAGUUAUGAAGUAACGAGAUUAAAAAAUUAACAAAUUUUUUUCUCCCUUUCCUACCAGUCCUUACUGUGUCUUCCACGCCAGGGGCAUGCUUUAUAUACUUUUGCUCAGUGAUGUGUAAUCCUCAAUCCUUAUGGAAAAAAAAAAUCCCUCUUGAUGUGUAUUCAUUCAAAUGUUCAUUGGACUUCUGCAAACUAGUGACGCAGAGGAGGAGAACCGAAAAGAGCUCCAUCCUGUUUUCAAUACUCUGUAGCAUCCGUUUUUGGCAAACUUCAGUAGGGCCUUGGCAGUCCUGCCCUCCCAGACCUGUGCUUCAUUAUAAUGUGCUAAGAGCCACCUCUUUUAGCCAGGCUCGACAGGAUAUAGCCCAAGGGAGAAGACGCCAGAGAGUCUAGGACACUGGGUCUUAAAGAAACUCUGCUUGAUUGAGUGGUCAGGGUACAUAUAUUAGCCAAAGACUUGAUGAUAUGCUGGUAUCUGGCCAUCCCGCAUUUGGAGCAGAAUACUAUUCUGGAUAGAAACGUCAUUGUUUCAAUCUCUUUGGAGCCAGAACAAUUGUUAUCUUCAGCUGAAGUGCCUAGUAUGUCUAGAUGUAUACCCAGAAGAACUCACAUGACAUAAUUUUACCAGAAUACCAUAGAAACUUGAUUUGAAUGCAAAAGGGAACCAUCAAGAUUCAUCCUUUCUGAAAAACAAAAAUGAAAUGAACAUUAUCCCCCCAAUAAAAUGACACUCAGUUGUUCUGUACUUCCUCACAGCUAUGUUCUUUCAUGUGCUGCUAAUUAGAAUGAAACUCUAUGAUAUAUUGAUAAUGUGAAAUUAAACAAAUUGUUUAUUUACUCUUAAAAAUAGCAUGUUAUAUUAGAACAACCUCAGAGGACCAUUAAAGAAAAUGAUUUAAGUAUUGAACAGCAACAAAUAAGUGUCUAGUGAAAUUUUUUUUUUCUUUCAAGGUUUCUGAUAUACUUGGUCUAUUUAGAAAACAAACGCAUUUAAUUGUUUCCAUCUCUUAAAUAUGCUUAGUGAGUUCAGUUUUUUGUUGUUGUACAAAUAAAUUGGUCCUAGUUGCAUUGCUUUCUUUCAAACAUCAUUUCAAAUUAGGGCUUAAUGUGGUUUGAACAUUUUGCCAGAAUAGUCAUCCUACUUUUGUCUGAGGGUGGUUGAUUACAUCUAUCUUUUCCAGCUUACAAAUGCCAAUAUAAUUAGAAGAAUGCAAACCCAAUCCUGAGACCAUUUGUCAUCACACAUUGAUUGUAACUCUAUGUUUUAUUAUGGUACGUAGGAGGAAAAACAAACAAUUAAAAGUCUGAAGAAAAUGAAGACAUGCUAAACAUUUUCAUUACAUCAUUGUGCUUAACCAAUUUUUCCCUACCACUUUUAAUGCUUAAUUACCUGGACUAUUAAAAUAUAUAUAAAUACUUUUACAUGUUGAACUCAAAAAUAGCUUUCAAAUAUCUUAGUUGCAAAUAUACAAAUGGGUAUAAAAUACACAGAAUGGAAGAGGGUUUAGCACUAUUAUUUCCAAGUGUAAGUUUUAAUAAUUUACAGUAUGCAGUAUUCUCCAAAUAACUAGAGAAAAGGCUCUGAGGAAAUAAGGCAAUGUCAGUGACAAAAUGUUAUUGGUUUUUGCCUGCACAUAUACUAUGUACUGUGUCUGUGUUUGCCCCAUUUGUGUACACUAUCUUUCUUAUCCACUCUAUUACUCUUUAUUUUAUUGUCAUGAGGGAUGGAAUUAGAGUGGAGACUAGAAAUAUUUAGUCAUUUCUGCCCUAAAUCCAUCCCUUUAAAUGAAAUGGCAAGGUAGAGAUGUUUGUGUGAUAGGAAAUGAAGGUGUAUUUUUAAGCUCAUAUAAUAGGCAACUAGUAGACAACCAUAGCUAAUGGGAAUAUGGUGAAUGAUUUUAGCCUCAUGAUGAAAUUUCUUUUGGCCUGUUGAAAUCUGAUCUACCUGAGGUAUCUAUGGAAACCCUCAGAAUCACUCUACAAAGCUUUCUUAGUGGACUUGACACUUUAAAAACUAAGCUUUUAGUUAAGCUUUAAUUUUAAGUUAAGCUAAACUCAGAUUUUAGCCCUCAUAACAUCAAGGCAGAGACACUUGUUGGGUGUUGUCUCUUUGCAUCUAUCCCUAUAUUUUUGUUUCCAUUUUUUAAUUAUUGAUAAGGCAGAAGGAGCUUAUGCUAGAGUAUAAUCUAAGCUGCUAUAACAAAAAGACCCUAAAAUAUAGUAACUCAAAAAAGAAAGAAGUCAAACCAGAGCUUCUGUUCCAUAAGAUCAAGGAAUAUAGGUUACUUCUCUUUUCCUCUGAUUUCCCUAGAAUGUCAUCUCCAUCUGCAUGGUAAAAGCUGGAUUACCACCACUAUCUCCUCAUCCCAGCCUGAAUUCAUGGUGGAGUGGUCAUAAGUAGGGAGGGGAAGCAACUUCCUUAGUAAGGAAAUGACCCGAAAUUGCUUACAUCACUUCCUUUCAUUUCCCUUUGGCUGAAACUUAGUCAUCUGGCCACACCUAGUUGCAAAGGAGUCUAGGAAGUCUAGUUGGGGAUGGGCAAUUAUGUGUCCAGCUAAAAGUAAGUCGUGAUGGUGGGGUGUGUAUUACUGAAAGGAAGGAAGAGGAGAAUGAACACUGGGAGGACAAUUAGUGAUCUCUGCCAAUGUGGUCUCAGGUCUUGUAGAAAUUUGCCUGAUGCACCCCCUCGAUGUGGUGAAAACCAGGUUCCAGAUUCAGAGAUGUGCAACUGAUCCAAACAGUUAUAAAAGCUUGGGAGACAGCUUUCGAACAAUUUUCCGAAUAGAAGGGUUGUUUGGUUUUUACAAGGGGAUUCUGCCACCAAUCUUGGCUGAAACACCAAAAAGAGCAGUGAAGUUUUUCACCUUUGAGCAGUACAAGAAAUUGCUAGGAUAUGUGUCACUGUCACCAGCAUUGACAUUUGCCAUUGCUGGAUUAGGAUCUGGACUCACAGAAGCUAUCGUGGUUAACCCUUUUGAGGUGGUAAAAGUUGGAUUGCAAGCGAAUCGGAACAAAUUUACAGAGCAACCAUCCACAAUGAGUUAUGCAAGACACAUCAUUAAGAAGGAAGGCUUGGGACUCCAGGGCCUCAACAAAGGAUUUACAGCAACUUUGGGACGUCACGGGGUUUUCAACAUGGUUUAUUUUGGCUUCUACCACAAUGUCAAAAACAUUAUUCCUGUCAAUAAGGAUCCAACCUUGGAGUUUUUGAGAAAAUUUGGGAUUGGUCUUCUCUCAGGCACAAUAGCCUCAGUCAUUAACAUCCCUUUUGAUGUUGCCAAAAGUAGGAUUCAAGGGCCUCAACCAGUUCCUGGAGAGAUCAAGUACAGAACCUGUUUUAAAACAAUGGCAACGGUCUACCGGGAAGAAGGGAUUUUAGCUUUGUACAAAGGCCUGCUUCCCAAGAUUAUGAGGCUUGGACCAGGUGGUGCAGUGAUGCUGCUGGUUUAUGAAUACACCUAUUCAUGGCUUCAGGAGAACUGGUGACCACCUGGGAAGUGUUGAGAUCAUGGGUAUUUGCUCUACAGCACCAUGAGGAGGGACUAUCAGCUCGGCUGAUAUGAUUAUAAAUUAUAAUUAUACAAUCAUGUACAAUUAUUAAGGGGAAACAGUUUAUUCAAGAACAAAACCUAUUUUGAUACUUCAAAAAUUAUCUCUAGACAAUUUGAGACUGUAGUUUUGGCCAUAUCCAUAAGCCUGUGAGAAGAAAAAUAGUAUGAAAUAGUGAGGUAUGUAAAUUGAACACGGAAAAUAGCAUAGAAAUCAGAUAUAUUUCAUAAAAGCUAUAAAAAUUUCGUGAUCUGUAUUCCUCUUACACUGCUUCACGAUGAAAAUUCAUUGUAUUGAUAAUUUUUUUUUCCCCACAAGGUCAAGAAAUGCUUAACGUAUUAAAAAAAUUUAGCCAAAAUUUGAAGUUUUUAUAAGGAAUUAAAUUAUCCCAUAAAUAAUAUUUAAAAGGCACAAAAUGUGUUUAAAGUACACUAAAAUGGCAUUUUUAAAAUGUUGAAUUUUAUGUUAAAAUUUAAAUCUGGUGGUAUUCUUUAGAGUAGUAAUACACAUCACAGCUAUAUUUUCCCAAAGCUACUUUAUAUUUUGCACUGUUGUUUAAAGCAGGUCAUAUUUUUAAAUCCUGAUACGUGAAGUCUUUUAUGGCAAAUAGAACACAUGAAAUUUCCUUCACAUAAUUCCCUUUGAAAACAAUUUUUGUUGCUGAAAUAUUUUCAUGGUAAAACACAGAUUGGAACCACUCCUUGGGCCCAUGUGUGUUGUCUGUAUUUGCAUCCAGAUAUCUUUGUUCAGAACUCUUACCUGUGCCAUUCUUAAAAAGAAUGUUUAGUGUAAAACUACAUUUCCAAGUUAUUAGUUUUAAGUGACGGCUUCAGGUAGUGUUAAAAUAUGUACUAUGAAGGGGGAAAUAUUUCAAAAUAGAAGUACAUUCUUAGCAUUUCCAAAGAUUCCUGUACUAACAUGCACUGUAAGAGAUCUCUCCUUGGCAUUGAUAUAACCAAACUUGAUUUUAUAUUUGCAUCCUGAAAUGAUGCUACGUUAGUAGCUAAAGUCAACAAAAAUAUCUGCCCAUUCUAGAUGACACCUGUUCUUAACUACUACUGAGGGACAUUUCUACCAUGAGGCUCUGUCACUAAAGCAUUUGGAGAAUAAAAAAUAAAAGAUAACAUGAUAAUUAUUACUUUUUAUUAAUUUAGAGCAUUUGAAGUAUAAAAAUAAAGGCUUUUUGACAUACUGUAUAUACAUACACAGCCUUCGGUUUUACAUCCUUUCCAACGUGUUUUUUAAUUUAUAUUUCAGCCCAAUAUUCCAUAAGAGGGUCAUUAAAAGUAGGAAAAAAAAAAAAA
Molecule: messenger RNA, 8735 nt
Organism: Ailuropoda melanoleuca (giant panda)
Lineage: Eukaryota; Metazoa; Chordata; Mammalia; Carnivora; Ursidae
Gene: SLC25A21
Product: solute carrier family 25 member 21
Exons: 10
Coding region: 6559-7368 (269 amino acids)
Biological process (GO): transmembrane transport
Source: RefSeq, a predicted model, not a curated record